This is a messenger RNA of Didymosphaeria variabile, 1560 nucleotides long. RefSeq lists its product as uncharacterized. The transcript has a single exon. NCBI's taxonomy places the organism in Eukaryota, Fungi, Ascomycota, Dothideomycetes, Pleosporales, Didymosphaeriaceae. The coding region runs from base 1 to 1560 and encodes 519 amino acids. The record is from RefSeq and is a predicted model, not a curated record.
AUGGCUACUUUGGACUUCGACCAGAAAUUCCUUGGUCGGAUAGCCAAGCAGACAGCAGACCACCCGCUUCUCUCCGCCUCGCUCUAUCAAAUCCUCGGACUUUCAGUCCUUCUAGCACGUCGACUCGUUCGAGCGAGGAAGCUACGCAAGCUCGAUACCAGUCGCGACACGCCCUCCCUUGCGCUCUACCAGCACAUCCUCUGGUUGUCACGCGAGGGCCUAUCCAUCCUAGAGCUUUGCGUGUUACCGUAUGCCCAGGACAAUCAACAUGGACCAGAGUGUAGGGUCCUCAGCGUCAAGCUGCGAGCGAGUUUCUAUCACAUCUUCUGCCUGUUUCACAAUCAACCACCCGUCACAGCAACAAACAUGACGACUACUGAUCCUAGGACACUCGGCGUACCCGCAUUACCCCUAUCCGAACGGAACGGCAACGGGCAGCGCCCUAGUGACGCAUCGAAUCUUUCGCCCUCAUCGAAGCGUGCUGGUAAACAGCCUAUGCUGCGCGAGCCGAUCGACUCCAUGGUCUCGGAGACCUCUUUCGUCACCAACCCUUACGCAACAGGCGGCCCGGUUGGCACACCUUCGCCCGGACCUCCUAAUGCGCCUCCUGGUCUUCAUCCUGUACCCAUUCCCCAGCCAUCAUCGUUCAUUCUCCCGCCUCUCAAUUUUGUGCCGCUAGCUGGUGGAUACUUUACGACAGCCAGUGGUUACGCCACGCAAUAUCUUCCCGGCUCGCACCCAUUGAGAUUAUCGGUGGCACUUGAGCACAGUGCUUUUCUUUGGGACUGUAUGCACGACCACGAAGAAUCUCGCCGCAUAGCCCGGCGGGCGAUCAAGGAUGUAUACCGCGCGCAAGAGGCAAUGGACGAUGGCGAAUUCGAAGACGCAGCUGAACUUGUGGGUAUCCUGGGUCGCAUGAUGAAGCGCAAGAGUUGGGAGGCCACACCACGCGUUGGAGGUAUGGCAACACCGGAGCCAACCGCGCCUGCCACUCCGGGUGGCGUACAGCCAAGCGGUGAUGGCUUUCAACGGAACGACAAAACAAACAUGCCCAGUCAAGGCAGUCCUCAAGGAAGCCGGAGACCUACCGGUGGCCCUUCUGCUGCCUACCCAGUCACAGAGGCUCCGACAGCUCCUCAUCGCAGUCGUUCGAAUUCUGCGACCAAGGCCAGCCCCAGGCGCAAGCAAGGUGGCAGCCACGAGGGCACACCGCGUUCUGAUACACAACGUUUCCCAAGCGGGACCAGUCAGAACACCACGCCACGUACGAAACAUGUCAGUGUUGAGAGUGGUGCCAGCACAACGCCACGUGGCCCACAAGGAGGACGGUCUCCAGCAACACCCUCGACUGUACGAAGCGUACAUCAGCAACAUGGCAAUGGCUCAGCAAAGGGAACACCAGUGAUAGGAAGCUCAACACCCGUUUCACCUAGCGCAGCGGCGUCGCGAGCCUCGGACGCCAUUCGAACCUCUCCCAUCCUUCGCCGAUCACCGCCUCUGCGACGCUCACCGCGUGGGUCACCGGUGCAAGACUAUUCCCACAGCAGGCCGGAUCAAUGA